GUUGUUGCUGUGCCUGUCAGCGGCUACGGUCACAUCAGGACGCAUAGCAAUUUUAUAAAAAUGUCAUUUUCCGCCAUCGGUGAUUGCCAACUAAUUUCGCAAUUAUACCAGUACAAGAAGCACCGCGUCAUCUGCAGCGUCAAAGUUCUGCCGACACCUGUGACCCAUUUUGAGCGGGAAUCCAAGAAUGAUUUCCAUUGGAUGACCGCGGAUCGGUGGAGCCGGAUUGAGUGUGGUCUAUGGCGCCUGUUCGAGAACCUGAAGCAGUGGCAGGAUGCCUACCAACUGGACACCGAGCUCAUUAUCGAUCACAUCAUCGUGCGCGUCCAGGCGACCAAUAAGUCGCAUCCUGCAACGGUCGCUCUUCUGGCCGGUACGGAGUCCAGCUCCAAGGAUCUCUGCCUGGACCUACAGCUGCAGUACAUAACACAAGAGGACACCACCAUUGUGGACGUCAUUCCCGCCAAGCGCGAGCUUGCCACGGAAGCAGAAACAAAUGGCACCAGACCCACAUCCCGCAAGAUCCGCGUAGCAAACUCAGGAUCCAAGCCAAAAGCGGGCACACAAUCGAAGCCCAAGCACAUUGACGCCGACAACGAGGAUGACAAGAGCUCCACCACGGCCAGCCAACCAACCAAGAUCAAGAGCGAGCGCAGGUCCAUUUCCCAAGGAGGCGAAAAGGAUAAGGCUUCUUCCAGCAGCCCCAGUUCCUCGCAGCAGAGCAACCGCAUUAAGCGAUCGCACAGUCCAUCACAGCAGAAUUCCAGAUCCAGCUCCGUUGAGGCCAAGCCUGCACGCCGCUCCGGCCGAUCGCCCAUACGCCCGAGUCGAUUCAAAAACUUCGUAGUUGGCGAGACCAGGAGCGGCAAGAGCAGAGGACCCAAGCCCAAAGUGAAACGAGUAUCGCCAGUGCCGGCCAAAGAUUUCAAGGUGGAACACAUGGACGGAGGGCGGUUCAAUGCAUUGCAGCGGCUGGACAGCAUGCUGGACACGCCCAAGCCGCGCGAGGUUAAGAUUUUACUCUUGGAAAAAAUGGGCGAGGACGAGGUGCUGAAUACGUUCGAAAACUAUCGCAGCGACUUCGAUAAGCUGUUCAAGGAGCGCGAGUUCAAGCCGCGCACCAGUCACUACAUGAACAUUGCCCACAUGGACGUCAUCGACAUACUGAGCAAGAGCAUUCACCAGCAGAUGCUCAAGAAACUGGGCGAGGUCUACAGCAGUCGAAGCAACCACACGUCGCUGCUGGUGAACGGACUGCUCCCGCUGUGGAUAGUGCGCCUCUUUAUGGACACAUACACGCUGUCCCAAUCGGAGGCCGUGCAGCAGAUCCGCGACCAGAUGAAGUACAACACCUACUUGAGGGCCCUGAACGAUGAGCCGCUGAGUUCCGAUCUUGACUGAUCGAGCAAUCAAUUCACUUUUUAACUAUUUUUUGGUAUCCGAUUGCGGAAAUUUUACAUUGCGCGCCAUAUUAAAUAGGCAGUUGUUUUAGUUUUAAAUUCAUUUGUCUUUAUUUGUUUUGAUUGGAAUCUGUUGUGUACUAAGCAUAUUACAUUGUAUAAAUACAUAAUUCACUUGCUUUCGAAAAAAG
Drosophila melanogaster (fruit fly) is the source of this 1591-nucleotide messenger RNA. RefSeq lists its product as uncharacterized. The coding region runs from base 61 to 1401 and encodes 446 amino acids. The transcript is spliced from 7 exons. The record is from RefSeq and is marked reviewed. NCBI's taxonomy places the organism in Eukaryota, Metazoa, Arthropoda, Insecta, Diptera, Drosophilidae.